UUAUUUUGGAAGUACUUCCUGCUGGGAAAGGGAAAAUCCUCACCUUUACAAGCACAGCCAAGUGCUGGAAGGAAGGCAAGUGUGUAAAAUGAACUGCACGUGGUCCAGCAGCAGCAGCAGCAGCAUCACAAACGUGUCACCUUCAGGCUGACACCUCCUGCUGCCACAGCUCUGGAUGUUGGCUGUGCCAUAAAUCCCACUGGCUAAACACAGACACUCUUAAAUCAAGACUUUUCUUGGGAAGAUGAACAAAACCAGACACGUUAAACUCUCCACAGAAAAAUACAACCUUGUGACAACACCACGAAGUGAAUGCGUUUUCCAAGCUUUGGACACGUCACUGCUCACAGCAACCCUGCAGGGCAGCUCCAGCAUCUGGGAAUGUCACCCAAACCUGGUGGAUUUACCCCAAAUCCCACCCAAAUCCAGUUUACUUCUGUGGGCACAGGCUGGUGUGUGUUGGAUGGAUGGGAUUUGGAAUGUCACUGGUAGCAGCUGAACAAAGGGGCUUCCAAUGCCAGCAAUAAAGCUCUGCUGUUGCCAGGGCAUUCCCUGGUUUAAUUUUGCCUGUUUUACAGAUAUCUUAGGACACUUUGAAACGCUUCUGAUAUGAGGACAGUGAUGUUUUGGGGUGGAAUUUGACCCCACUUUAACACGUGAUGUCACCCAGGCCAAAAAGAUCCCACCCAAACUGGGAAUUAAUUUAAUGAGCCAAAUUCUUUGUCCUUUCUGUAGCUGCACAAAAACCAGUGCCACCACCCACUGGGCUCCUCCAAGAUAAACAACAGCACCAAACUGAGCUAAUCCAAAGUUUUCACAUCUGAAAUGUGAGGAAAUAUGGAAAUAUCUGAAACAGACAGCACAGAACUAUUUUACAGACUAUUAACUCCAAGUGAAAGAAUAAAUUCAAGGCAGACACCAAGGCUCCUCACAGGUCACACUAAUUCCCUAAAUCCAUGUGACAAGAAUGUGCUGGAUUGAUGGGCAGGUGACACUUGGCUGAAACACCACUGGCAAAAAGAGACCAAAGAAAUGUGGGAUUUGGGAAAAAUGCACUCAACUUGUACACACCUGCUUGGGAAAGUGUCAAGAGAAUUCUGAAUCCCAAACUGCUCCAAAUAAAGGCAAAACCUCAGAGCUCCCAGGCACCAGCAGGGCUGGGGUUAAAGAAAUAAACCACCUGAAUUUGGGUUUUUUUCUUUUUCCGACAGGGAAGUUUCACCCUUGUCAAACAGGGCUGCUUUAAUCCUGAAUUUUUAAUUUAAUCCCUCAUUUCCAGGGCUGUGGUUCCCUGGGGAGGCAAAUGGGAUGUCCAGGGCUUCCUGUAGGGCUUGGGCUCAAAUUUUAAAUACAAACCCAAAGCUGUGCAUUUCUAUGCAACCUAUGGGUACAAAAGAGGAAGUACAAUUCUGCAUAAGGAGUUCACAUGCCCAUAUAAAAAACUAAUGGAAACAGAUUUGGGCUGAACACACUGAUAAACCAUUAUCGGACACACCACACACAUUAUUGCCUGAUAAUUACAAACAGCUGGGACACACAACUCCAACUUUACCCAUUUUUUUGAGUUUUCUCAAGAAAAACAAAGGUCUUUUCUAACUUUAAAGUGAAGAUACAUAAAUGGUAUGACUUAUGAAGCCAAUGUCUCAAUAGAAAGACAUCUCUGCUCAUUGCAGAGCAAAAUGAACUGGGAGCAAUCUUUAAUUUCCCCUUACAAAACUAAAAAUGUGAUGAUAGCUUUGUGUAGAAAAAAACAAGAAAAUAAUAUAUUUUCGACAUACAUCUGUCAUAUCUCAGGCUAAAGGACUAUUCUAUUCUUAGUGCUUCUAUGCAGACCAAAGGCACCUUUCCUGUGGAUGAGGCUGUGAACUGGGAGCAUUUGAUUUGGGCUUUCACAAAGGGGGGUGACAGUGCCAGGCUGGGCCCUGUGUCACUGACUGCAGCCACAACAAGGAGGGACUGGGAAACACUGGAGCUCAUGAAUGCACUGGCAAGGAAAAUGCAAACGUCUCCAAAGCACUGUGUGCGAGAGCAGCUGGCAGUACACAGUCACACCCAGGGGAAGAAUGAGACUGCUCUGAAUGGAGACAAGGCAGAACCACACCUCUGCAACCCCUGCAGCCACACCUCUGCAACCCUGCAACCCCUGCAGCCACAUCUCUGCAACCCCUGCAGCCACACCUCUGCAACCCUGCAACCCCUGCAGCCACAUCUCUGCAACCCCUGCAGCCACACCUCUGCAACCCUGCAACCCCUGCAGCCACAUCUCUGCAACCCCUGCAGCCACACCUCUGCAACCCUGCAACCCCUGCAGCCACAUCUCUGCAACCCCUGCAGCCACACCUCUGCAACCCUGCAACCCCUGCAGCCACAUCUCUGCAACCCCUGCAGCCACACCUCUGCAACCCUGCAACCCCUGCAGCCACAUCUCUGCAACCCCUGCAGCCACACCUCUGCAACCCUGCAACCCCUGCAGCCACAUCUCUGCAACCCCUGCAGCCACACCUCUGCAACCCUGCAACCCCUGCAGCCACAUCUCUGCAACCCCUGCAGCCACACCUCUGCAACCCUGCAACCCCUGCAGCCACAUCUCUGCAACCCCUGCAGCCACACCUCUGCAACCCUGCAACCCCUGCAGCCACACCUCUGCAACCUCUGCAGCCACACCUCUGCAACCCUGCAAUCCCUGCAGCCACACCCCUGCAAAACCUGCAGCCACACCUCUGCAACCCCUGCACCCACACCCCUGCGACCCCUGCAGCACCACCUCUCCAAGCAGGGCAAGAAGGAGCACAUCCACUCCUGGGCCCCCGUGCCCCCCAGCAUGCAGGACAGAGCUGGGCAUGGAUCAAAGUGCCACUCUGAUCUGCAGAUGAACAUUUCCAGCCUGCUGGGCUGCUGA
Molecule: messenger RNA, 2899 nt
Organism: Ficedula albicollis (Collared flycatcher)
Lineage: Eukaryota; Metazoa; Chordata; Aves; Passeriformes; Muscicapidae
Exons: 3
Coding region: 1826-2899 (357 amino acids)
Source: RefSeq, a predicted model, not a curated record